Molecule: messenger RNA, 663 nt
Organism: Oppiella nova
Lineage: Eukaryota; Metazoa; Arthropoda; Arachnida; Sarcoptiformes; Oppiidae
Source: the annotation of a GenBank genome assembly
UGCAUUUCUUCACGACUCGGCUCUUGUCUUAAAGCCAUUAUAUUUGCGAAAAAUUCAUAUAUAUUUGGCUUAAAAUUCUUUGCAUUAUUUGCAAAUCUUUACUUAAAAACUUUUGCUUUUUUUCUACUUUUGCUUCCAAUGUCUUCAGGAGGAGAAUCACCGAUUAUAGGUAUGUGCCAUAAAUGCGGGGAAAAAGUGUUGGGCGAAGGCAGUGGCUGUACAGCUAUGGAGAAAGUAUAUCACAUCCAGUGCUUCACUUGUCAUAUCUGUCACAUCGAGUUAAGAGGAAAACCUUUCUAUGCGAUGGAUGGUAAGCCUUACUGCGAGGACGACUAUUUGAAUACAUUAGAAAAGUGUUGUGUAUGUGAGAAGCCUAUUCUGGAUCGCAUACUCCGGGCCACUGGAAAGCCUUAUCACCCAAACUGUUUCACUUGUGUUGUUUGUAGCAAAAGUUUAGAUGGGAUCCCAUUCACAGUCGACGCCACGAACCAAAUUCAUUGCAUCGACGACUUCCAUAAGAAAUUCGCUCCGAGAUGUUGUGUUUGCAGAGAACCCAUAGUUCCCGAACCGGGAAAGACAGAGACCGUCAGAGUCGUGGCAUUGGAUCGCAGUUUUCACGUCAGUUGUUAUAAAUGUGAAUAUUUGUGUCACAACUGGGGCUAA